This is a messenger RNA of Hippocampus zosterae (dwarf seahorse), 1167 nucleotides long. Its product is annotated as probable global transcription activator SNF2L2. Gene Ontology annotation, biological process: chromatin remodeling. Bases 153 to 1097 code for a protein of 314 amino acids. Gene Ontology annotation, molecular function: protein binding. The transcript is spliced from 6 exons. Gene Ontology annotation, cellular component: RSC-type complex. NCBI's taxonomy places the organism in Eukaryota, Metazoa, Chordata, Actinopteri, Syngnathiformes, Syngnathidae. The record is from RefSeq and is a predicted model, not a curated record.
GAGUCGAGCCGGUUCCGCCGCUCGUCAUCCGAGUCCGGCGGCGCGUCGGGCCGCUUUCCCCCGCCGAGCUCGGAUGGAAUGCCAAGCCGAACGCGGGCCUUGCUGGGGAGGGAGGGCGCAAAGACGAGAAAGGGAGCGGGGAUGUCCAAAGCAUGCGGAGGGAGAGGGAGACGCGCCGGGGGCCCGCCCGCCGCAGACGUCGGGAAGCCGUGCAGACGGGAGCGUGCGCAUUGCCCCCCCCACCCUUUCGUCGAUUUGUAUAUGAAAACAUUGUGCUUUUUCUUUCUCCCCUCGACGCUCCCCCUUUCCACUUCUUGAGUGAUCAGCUGAUGAAGAGACUAGCGACUCGCUGCUAUGCGGGCUUGCUAAUUCUCUCCCCCGCCGCCAUCACCGCCCCACUGGAUCCUGCAGACCGCGCUCAGCCGCAAGCCGGCGGGAAAAUGGAGGCUCUGGACCGCGGCGACCCGAAGAAGCGCAAACGCCACGAAGGACGCCACGAAGGACGCCACGAGGAGCCGCCGCCGCCGCACGACGGCGAAAAAGUCAAACGGAAACGAGGGCGACCGCCCGCCGAGAAGCUGCCCCCGAAUCCGCCCGAGCUCACUCGGCAACUGGGCGCGCUGGUGGACAUGGUGCUCAACUACAAGGACAGUUUGGGGCGACAGAUCAGCAAAGCUUUUGUCCAGCUGCCGUCCAGGAAGGAAGCCCCCGAGUACUACGAACUCAUCCGAAAGCCCGUGGACUUCCGACGGAUCCGAGAGAGAGUGCGAAAUCACAAGUACAGAAAUGUGGGGGACUUGGAGAAAGACAUCGCGCUGCUCUGUCACAACGCUCAGACGUACAACCUGGAAGGAUCUCAGAUGUACGAGGACUCCAUCGUCAUCAAGUCCGUCUUUGAGAGCGCCCGGCUGAGAAUCGUGGCCAACCACGAGCCCGAGCGGACGCUCGUCGUCGUCGCCCCCGCCGCCCCCGCCGCCGAACGCCCGGAAGGAGCGCCGGAGAACGAGGAGAGGAGUCGGAAUCCGAGGGCCAAAAGGCCGCCGCCUUUGCACCGAGUCCGCAAUGUGGAGGAAAACUCCGCCAAGGAUGAAGGUUGAGCUGUUGUUGCGCCGAGGUCUUGAAGUCGAGUUGUAUGUCUGUCAAUUGUUAUUCCCAGCCCCCCCCCCC